AUGAAGGAUAUUGCUUCCAAUGUAUCAGAAUCUCAAAACGGCGAGCAACUGGCCUGGGCCUUGCUCAAGGAGCUCAAGGCGAUCUUGGAUCUCUGUAACGAAUGUCUCGCCCGAAUAAAGAGAGGAGACUUCCCUCUUCCCAGUUCCAAGCCUGGUUUCUUCGAGCAUGCCACAUUGAUCGACAUCUGCCGAGUGAUCGCCGACAUUUUGACGGAGAUUAGGCUUUGCUUCCAACAAGUGAAUGAAUUGGCUGCAAAGUUUCCAAUCAUUCACAAUAUUUGUGGUGAUACUCUCAACCAAAUUUCGGGCGCCGUGGCCAACUUGAUUAUUGCUUCAUCGGGGCAAUUAGGAAACAUCAUCCGGCUGAUUGCACGCAUCUUCGCCUCGACUCCCGGCUUCUUCAAAGAUAUUGGCUUCGGUUUCGGCAAUAUUCCUGGCAUAAUCGCUGGCUCCGGUGGCUCCCGAGAAUUCGACCGGUUUUUGUGA
Puccinia graminis f. sp. tritici CRL 75-36-700-3 is the source of this 486-nucleotide messenger RNA. RefSeq lists its product as uncharacterized. Lineage: Eukaryota; Fungi; Basidiomycota; Pucciniomycetes; Pucciniales; Pucciniaceae. The coding region runs from base 1 to 486 and encodes 161 amino acids. The transcript is spliced from 3 exons. The record is from RefSeq and is a predicted model, not a curated record.